This is a messenger RNA of Drosophila obscura, 724 nucleotides long. RefSeq names its product C-type lectin 37Da. Gene Ontology annotation, molecular function: carbohydrate binding. Gene Ontology annotation, cellular component: external side of plasma membrane. Gene Ontology annotation, biological process: biological process involved in interspecies interaction between organisms. The transcript has 2 exons. The record is from RefSeq and is a predicted model, not a curated record. Bases 48 to 608 code for a protein of 186 amino acids. NCBI's taxonomy places the organism in Eukaryota, Metazoa, Arthropoda, Insecta, Diptera, Drosophilidae.
UGCACGUAGCCCUCAAGUCACAGUCGGAGCGGUCAGUGGGCAGAGAAAUGCUGAAGUAUACGGUUCUAUUCCUCGUUUUGGUAUCCAGCGCAAAGGAGGGCUGGGGCCACGAGGAGUUCACCAUUGAAAUAAAUGACGGUAAUCACAUCGGAGUUGUCCUGAAAUCGGAACCAUUCACCAAAAUCAACGAUGGAUACUACUUCUUUGGGAGGGAGAGAGUGAACUGGUACGUGGCCUACGAGAAAUGCCGGGAGCUGGACGCCGAAUUGGUUACGUUCGAGACAGACGGGGAAUUCGAUGCCAUUGCCCGGUAUCUAAAGGCUAAUGCAGAUCGCGAAAACUACUGGACGUCUGGGAACGAUCUGGGCUGCACGGGAACCCACAAAUGGUUCACCAAUGGCCAGAGGAUCAACAGUCUGAGAUGGGCUCACGACCAACCCGACAACGCGGGGAACAGGGAGCAUUGCAUUCAUUUGGGCUACGUAUAUAAGGACUCCCAGGCCUUCGAACUGAACGAUCGUCCUUGCGCCGGCGACGGAAACAGUCUUUUCAGGUUUGUAUGUGAAGCUCCCAAACUUAAGACAAUAUCGAUUGUUGUGUGGAAAUAGAUCGGAAUAGUUUUGGUUUAGUAAAAUUCGAUAGUUAUAUACUUAAUAAACGGGAGAUCUUUUGUACACUUGAUCUUAAUUGCAAUAUGGUCAUAAAUUAAAUUUUUUGCUAUAAA